This is a messenger RNA of Fulmarus glacialis (Northern fulmar), 573 nucleotides long. Its product is annotated as tribbles homolog 2. Gene Ontology annotation, molecular function: ATP binding; mitogen-activated protein kinase kinase binding; protein kinase activity. Gene Ontology annotation, biological process: regulation of MAP kinase activity; positive regulation of proteasomal ubiquitin-dependent protein catabolic process; protein phosphorylation. Lineage: Eukaryota; Metazoa; Chordata; Aves; Procellariiformes; Procellariidae. The record is from RefSeq and is a predicted model, not a curated record. Gene Ontology annotation, cellular component: nucleus. The coding region runs from base 7 to 573 and encodes 188 amino acids. The transcript has 2 exons.
AUACUCAUGAACAUACAAAGGUCAACCCCUAUCACGAUAGCACGAUAUGGGAGACCGCGGAAUAAAACCCAGGAUUUUGAGGAGCUCUCGUCCAUACGGUCCAUCGAGCCAAGCCAGAGUUUUAGCCCGAAUCUAGGCUCGCCGAGCCCGCCGGAGACCCCGAACUUGUCGCAUUGCGUUUCUUGCAUCGGGAAAUACUUAUUGUUGGAGCCUCUCGAGGGAGACCACGUUUUCCGAGCCGUACAUCUGCACAGUGGCGAGGAGCUGGUUUGCAAGGUGUUUGAUAUUGGCUGCUACCAGGAGUUAUUAGCACCAUGUUUUUGUCUGCCUGCGCAUAAAAAUAUCAACCAAAUUACUGAAAUAAUUCUUGGGGAGACAAAAGCAUAUGUGUUCUUUGAAAGGAGCUAUGGGGACAUGCAUUCGUUUGUUCGUACCUGCAAGAAGCUUAAAGAAGAGGAGGCAGCCAAACUCUUCUAUCAAAUAGCUUCCGCUGUUGCACACUGCCAUGAUGGUGGACUGGUACUGCGAGAUCUCAAGCUGCGAAAGUUUAUUUUCAAGGAUGAGGAAAGGUAA